CUCUUUGUUUCAGGCUUUGGUCGGAAGGAUGUAGUUGAAUAUUUGCUUCAGAGUGGUGCCAAUGUCCAUGCACGCGAUGAUGGAGGCCUCAUUCCUCUCCAUAAUGCCUGCUCUUUUGGUCAUGCUGAAGUUGUCAAUCUUCUCUUGCGUCAUGGUGCAGAUCCUAAUGCUCGGGAUAAUUGGAACUAUACUCCCCUUCACGAAGCUGCCAUUAAGGGAAAGAUUGAUGUCUGUAUAGUUCUGUUACAACAUGGUGCUGAGCCGACCAUCCGUAAUACAGAUGGAAGGACAGCUUUGGACUUAGCAGAUCCAUCAGCAAAGUCAGUGCUGAGUGGUGAAUACAAGAAAGAUGAGCUCUUAGAAAGUGCCAGGAGUGGAAAUGAAGAAAAGAUGAUGUCUCUUCUUACACCAUUAAAUGUCAACUGCCAUGCAAGUGAUGGCAGAAAGUCAACUCCAUUGCACUUAGCAGCUGGAUAUAACCGAGUUAAGAUUGUGCAGUUGUUACUACAACAUGGAGCUGAUGUGCAUGCUAAGGAUAAAGGGGACUUGGUGCCACUUCACAACGCCUGUUCCUAUGGUCAUUAUGAAGUAACAGAACUUCUAGUAAAGCAUGGAGCAUGUGUGAAUGCAAUGGAUCUGUGGCAGUUCACUCCUCUGCAUGAAGCAGCUUCUAAGAAUAGGGUGGAAGUAUGUUCUCUUCUGUUAAGUUAUGGUGCUGAUCCAACACUAUUGAACUGUCACAACAAAAGCACCAUUGAUUUGGCCCCGACACCCCAGUUAAAAGAACGAUUGGCAUAUGAAUUCAAAGGUCACUCACUACUACAGGCUGCACGAGAAUCAGAUGUAGCUCGUAUCAAAAAGCAUCUGUCUUUGGAGACAGUGAACUUCAAGCAUCCUCAAACGCAUGAGACAGCAUUGCACUGUGCAGCUGCAUCUCCAUACCCCAAGAGAAAGCAAGUAUGUGAAUUACUGCUGAGAAAAGGAGCCAACGUCAAUGAAAAGACAAAAGACUUCUUGACACCUCUCCACGUGGCAUCAGAAAAAGCUCAUAAUGAUGUAGUAGAAGUGGUUGUAAAGCAUGAAGCGAAGGUUAAUGCAUUGGAUAAUCUUGGUCAGACUUCUCUACAUCGAGCUGCACAUUGUGGCCAUCUUCAGACAUGCAGAUUGUUGUUGAGCUCUGGAUGUGAUCCAUCCAUUGUGUCGCUGCAGGGUUUCACAGCUUUGCAAAUGGGGAAUGAGAGUGUGCAGCAACUACUACAAGAAGGCAUCCCAUUAGGUAAUUCGGAUGCAGAUCGACAAUUACUAGAAGCUGCAAAGGCUGGAGAUGUAGACACUGUAAAAAAGUUAUGUACGGUUCAGAGUGUGAACUGCAGGGACAUUGAGGGGCGUCAGUCCACACCGCUGCACUUUGCAGCAGGAUAUAAUAGGGUGUCUGUAGUUGAGUAUCUUCUUCAGCAUGGAGCUGAUGUUCAUGCAAAAGAUAAAGGUGGACUUGUCCCAUUGCACAAUGCUUGCUCCUAUGGUCACUAUGAAGUAGCAGAACUCCUUGUUAAACAUGGUGCAGUUGUAAACGUAGCUGAUUUGUGGAAGUUCACUCCCUUACAUGAAGCUGCAGCAAAAGGGAAAUAUGAGAUCUGCAAACUUCUAUUACAGCAUGGGGCUGACCCAACGAAGAAAAACAGAGAUGGAAAUACUCCUUUGGAUCUUGUUAAAGAUGGUGAUACAGAUAUUCAGGACCUGCUUAGAGGAGAUGCAGCUUUGCUAGAUGCUGCCAAGAAAGGGUGUUUGGCCCGAGUAAAAAAGCUGUGUUCACCUGACAACGUGAAUUGUCGUGAUACCCAAGGACGACACUCAACACCACUACAUUUGGCAGCUGGUUACAACAAUUUGGAGGUUGCAGAGUACCUGUUACAACAUGGAGCUGAUGUGAAUGCACAGGAUAAAGGAGGUCUGAUACCUUUACAUAAUGCAGCAUCUUAUGGGCAUGUAGAUGUAGCAGCUUUACUUAUAAAGUAUAAUGCCUGUGUGAAUGCUACAGACAAAUGGGCUUUCACACCUUUGCAUGAAGCAGCCCAGAAAGGAAGGACACAACUUUGUGCCUUGUUAUUGGCACAUGGGGCUGAUCCUACUCUGAAAAACCAAGAAGGACAAACACCUUUAGACCUGGUCACUGCAGACGAUGUUAGCGCACUGUUGACAGCAGCCAUGCCUCUUUCUGCAUUGCCAUCUUGUUACAAACCUCAGGUUAUAAAUGUAUCUCAAACUACGGGACCCACGGCUGAACCCUUGUCUUCCGUUCCAUCCAGCCCAUCCAACUUGUCAGCUGCUAGUAGCCUUGACAACUUGUCUGGUAGCUUUUCUGAACUCCCAUCUGUUGUUGCUACAAAUGGUGCAGAAGGGGCUACAAUGUUAGAAAAAAAAGAAGUUCCAGGUGUAGAUUUUAGUAUAAAUCAAUUUGUGAGGAAUCUUGGACUUGAACAUCUGAUUGACAUAUUUGAAAGAGAGCAGAUAACAUUGGAUGUAUUGGUUGAAAUGGGACACAAAGAAUUAAAGGAAAUUGGAAUCAAUGCUUAUGGUCAUAGACAUAAAAUAAUCAAAGGCGUUGAAAGAUUGAUUUCUGGACAGCAAGGUCUUAACCCAUAUCUCACUUUGAAUACUUCUGGGAGUGGAACAAUUCUCAUAGAUCUGUCUCCUGAAGAUAAGGAAUUUCAAUCAGUGGAGGAGGAGAUGCAGAGCACAGUCCGAGAGCACAGAGAUGGUGGGCAUGCUGGUGGAGUCUUCAACAGAUACAACAUUCUAAAGAUUCAAAAAGUGUGCAACAAAAAACUAUGGGAAAGAUAUACUCAUAGGAGAAAAGAAGUUUCUGAAGAAAACCAUAACCAUGCUAAUGAAAGGAUGUUGUUUCAUGGCUCCCCAUUUGUGAAUGCAAUUAUACAUAAAGGCUUUGAUGAGAGACAUGCCUACAUCGGUGGGAUGUUUGGAGCUGGGAUAUAUUUUGCUGAAAACUCUUCUAAAAGUAAUCAGUAUGUGUAUGGAAUUGGAGGCGGCACUGGAUGCCCAAUUCACAAAGACCGUUCUUGUUAUGUCUGCCACAGGCAGUUGCUGUUUUGCCGCGUAACAUUGGGCAAAUCUUUCCUGCAGUUCAGUGCAAUGAAAAUGGCUCAUUCUCCUCCAGGACAUCAUUCAGUUACUGGUCGACCAAGUGUAAAUGGACUAGCUUUAGCAGAGUAUGUCAUUUACAGAGGAGAACAGGCUUAUCCAGAAUAUUUGAUUACUUACCAAAUUAUGAAACCAGAAGUCACUUUAGAAGCUUGAGAAAUUGCUUUUGGAAAUCGUCAGACCUGAGGAUGAAGAUACCAACAACCUACACCUUCUAAAUGAUACUGAAUUGUUGAAAAUCUUUUACCUACAAGUGAUGCGGUGAAAAUGUGAACAAAAGAUAGCAUUUUGACUUGAUAAAGCUUUAAUAAUGUACAGUACGUUUUCUAAAAUUUCAAAACUUCCUCUUUUUCAGCACUUUAACAGAUGCCAUUCCAGGUAAUCUGGGUUUGCCUGUACUAAAUUAUACACAGAAGAUAACUUGAACUAUCAUUUUUAUACAAUACUACAUUGAUAUCAAACAGAAAUUGUUAUGCUUUAUACACAAACUUGUUUUACUAAUACUGUGUUCUUUAAAACACUACAUUUACACUGAAUACAAUUCAUUUGUAAAACUGUAAAUAAGAGCUUUUGUACUAGCCUGGUAUUUAUUUACAUUGCUUUGUAAUAUAAGUGUUUUAGAACUGCAAUCUUGUACAAAGUGCUUUCCCAAACAUUGCAUUGCUUGUUUCUUCAUGCAUAGUAGAUUGGCAAAGCCUGUUUGAUCCCAGGGUUUGUCAUUUGAGAGAGAGAAGAAUAUGUUUGAUUUUUAAUUAAAGUCAAGAAUUAUCCAAUAUUGAAACAAUUACUCAAAUGCUCAUUCUUUAAAUUUAUUUAUGGAAUAUGCUUUCCUGAGAGAUGAUGAUCUAUGAAACUAAGACACUCCAGUGGGGCUACUAAGAUGAUUUCCCACCUACUUGGCAGAGUUUCACACUUCAUUAAAUUGUCUCCUGGAGUUUGUAUUUUAAGUAUAGGUGUAGUUAAUGAGUGGCCAUGGUUCAAGGCUAGUAAAUCCUGCCAGUGAUAGCUAGUAAAUUAUUUUCUCUGAAUGUAGCUAGAAAGCUAACUUCAAGGAGAGAGUUCCUUAUUUACAUUUAAGCCAAGAAAGUUGAAUACAUAAUACCAGAUGAGGGUGAAUAAAUUUAAUGUUUGUAUGAUGCAUUGAAGUAAGCCCAUUAACUUGUGGUUCUACAUGGGGUAGAAAUAUUCAAACCAGCCCUGUCUCUUUCUCUGUUUAUGUUCAUGCUGUAGCUACAAUAAAGGUAGGAGUUUCUGUCAGUGUAGAAGUAUGUUUUCUGCAAUACUUCUUCCUGAGUGAAACUGAGGGCAGGAUCCUAAUGUGUUUGCAUGAAACUAGCUGUCUUAAGCAUUUUCCCAUAAGCAGAGAAAACAACUCUCCCAACUUAUUGGCUACAGUUGUCCCUUGAAAAUCUUUUUUGGGGAAAGGAAUGAAAUAGAGGUAAACCACCUCUUCCAAGGCACGUCAGAUAACUGAAGGCACUGCCAGUUCUUACACUCCAUCUUAAUACAUCUGCAUACUGUAUAUCUAUUUAUCUGCAGUUUUUAAUUGCAUCACUUUUUUGAAAUGUAUAAAUAAAAUGCAAACAAAUUACAGUUGGUAUUGAGCUUAAUACAGUUGGGCUUAAUUUUACAUGGAAUAAGAGCAUAUUUUAAUUGGUUAUAUUUCUACACCUAGGACUCUGUCCCAUUAGAUAAUAUGCCUGUGGGACAUGGGAUCAUGCUAUGGUUUUAAUGUAAUAAUCGGUCAAAAUGACUCUUUUUUUCUGGUUUGGUAGUUAUGUAAUUGUGCUCUGUUUGAGAAGUGUACUGAACCAUAUGAAGUCAUGUGGGAAAUCUGAGUGCUGAACAAGAUCAUACAAUUUAACUGUUGCAGAAAGCAAUACUGACAGUGAAUAAAGGAACUUUGAGGUACUUUUCUCCUAGCAUGUUGCCCAUUCCUUAGAACAUUGUAAUGCAGGAAUUGGUGUUCAUGCGAAAUCUGUUAAAUGUUUAAACAUUGAUAUUUUAGUUACAUUGCUAAAAUAUUUCAUUCUGUAUGAAUGAUUACGUAAUGUCUUGUAAAAUAUUGUGGUAUGGUAGCAUUAAGUGGUACCACAAUGUUUGUUUUGUCUGUUUUAGUUUUUGCAUGACAUACCUUACAUUCUGAAGGUGGAAACUGUAAUGGUUUGAUGGUUUUGACUUUUUCAGGUGAAACUUUUAACUCAUCUUGAAGUAUCUUAUGUGUACUGUACAACAUUCCAUACCCAAUUAACAAUAAAUUUAAAUUCACUGGUUUUCUGGUA
Gavialis gangeticus (Gharial) is the source of this 5441-nucleotide messenger RNA. It is a transcript of the gene TNKS2, whose product is annotated as tankyrase 2. Gene Ontology annotation, molecular function: NAD+ poly-ADP-ribosyltransferase activity; protein binding. NCBI's taxonomy places the organism in Eukaryota, Metazoa, Chordata, Crocodylia, Gavialidae. The record is from RefSeq and is a predicted model, not a curated record. Gene Ontology annotation, cellular component: cytoplasm; nucleus. The annotation marks the transcript as partial. The transcript has 26 exons.